Messenger RNA from Thalassophryne amazonica, 2338 nucleotides. Its product is annotated as ankyrin repeat domain-containing protein 1-like. Bases 30 to 971 code for a protein of 313 amino acids. Gene Ontology annotation, biological process: regulation of transcription by RNA polymerase II. The record is from RefSeq and is a predicted model, not a curated record. Gene Ontology annotation, cellular component: nucleus. The transcript is spliced from 9 exons. Gene Ontology annotation, molecular function: RNA polymerase II-specific DNA-binding transcription factor binding. Lineage: Eukaryota; Metazoa; Chordata; Actinopteri; Batrachoidiformes; Batrachoididae.
GUGAGCAGCGGUGGACUGAAGUCAGAACCAUGGGUCUGCACAGUGUGGAGGAACUGGUGACUGGGAAGAGGUCAGAGGGCAAGGAGGUGGAUGACUUUCCAGAGGGCGUGUACGAGGCAGCUGUCAAUCAAGAGAAACAGGAUGACCAUAAGUCUCAUGUGGAGCUGGUGGGCGGAGUUCUGUUGGACGACAGCGACAGUGGCGGUGAACUGGAUGAAGUUAGCGUGGCGGCUGUCCAUACGGACAAAAGUGGACACCUGAAGUUGGAGACGGUGGAUGACCUGUUCAACAUCCUGCAGCUGAGGAAGAGGAGGAGGGAGAGGAAGGCAUCCAUCGACAAGAAGCAACAGCCAGAGUCUGAGACCCUGCCAGAGAUGGUGGACCAGCAGCUCUUCCUCACUGCAACUUUGGACAACAAACUGUCUGUGGUGGACAAAUACCUGAAGGACGGAGGUGACCCAAAUGUAGUUGACCAUUUCCAGAAGACAGCCCUGCACAAGGCUGCCUUUAAAGGACAUGUGGAAAUCAUAGAGAUGCUGCUGCAGGCCGGAGCCACAAUCGAGACAAAAGACAAGCUGGAGGCCACGGCCGUGCACUGGGCCUGCAGAGGAGGCAGCCUGCCCGCUCUGCAGCUCCUCAUUAAUAAAGGAGCUGACUUCACCUCCACAGACAAGUUGCACAGCACGCCUCUCCAUGUUGCAGUGAGGACAGGACACUGUGAGUGUGCAGAACACCUUAUUCAUUGUGGAGCGGACAUCAAUGCCAAAGACAGAGACGGAGACACACCGAUGCAUGAUGCCGUGAGAAUCAACAGAUUUAAGAUGAUCAAACUGCUGAUGAUGUACGGUGCCAGUCUCAACACCAAGAACUGCGAUGAGAAAACUCCAAUGGAGGCACUGUAUUCCUGGCAGAACGGCGCCAAGAGCAUCCUCUGUAACUUCAGUGAGGAGAAGCCAGAUCUCAUCUUGUAAAAAUUGGAGUCUGUCUUGAGAUUGAAAUGCAGGAGCUCUGAGUUUAUUAGGAAAAAAAGGCAGAUGGUACAUCUAAAUUUUAAAUUCUGCCCAAAUUUCCUCUCAGAAGUGUUUCCACACAGAGAAUUGCACAAAUCUUUCUUUAAUUUAGUAUGGUUUUUCUGUUCCAGAAAUAUGAAUUUUCAUAAAGUCUCAUCAUCACUUGAUAUUGAUUGCAUUGAGGAAAUGCCACUCUUCAACCUUGGAGUACUUAAGGUAGAUCCUCCAAGCUGGAUCCAGGAUUUGAACCAGCAACCUUUCUUCCAGACUGGUUCCUUCAUCUCUGGAUCGGUGGCAUUCAGGGUUCAGUCCAGUGAAGUUUUUGUAAAUUCAGAAUUACAUUCUGAAUUUCCUGGUUCUGAUACUUAAGCAUAGAAAGAUGUUUCGUCUUACAUAUUUUGUUAAAUAACUUAAUACGGGAAGCACAUUCAUGGUCUGGUGCGUAAGGUUUUCAGAAGGGCAGGUGGCGCGGCUGUUAACAUGCUCAGAAUUGAGUUGUGACACCAGUAUUCUUGAAAUUUCAGGAAUGGGCUUCUACCUCGCUUCAGUGCUGAUAAGCACAUUUGUCAGGCCUUGACAGAGAGCGCUCAGGGUAAUACGGAUUAUUUUAUUUUAUUUUUAAACUUCGAACAACUUUAAGUUUUUGGUAAUUAAAACAAAUUUAAACUUUUCUGAACAUAUUUGAGAAUUUUGUUGAAUCAGAUGUAAAAAAAACAUCUGCUGGUCCUGGUUCUUCUGUAUUAGAUGCUGUUUUUAUUUCAAUUUUUGCCCAAGUUUCCAGAUUUAGUCAAAUCUAAAUAUGGGUCCAAACUCUAAUAACACAGUCUACUGGAGAAUUAUAUCAAUUUCUAAUUCUAAACCAGUUCUACCAUGAAGACUCAGGAGACGAGAAGCAGUUACAGAUUUAACCCGUAAUGACAUUGAAUGUCAUGUUAGGACAUCUGAAUGUUAGGACGGUCUUUGGGGGAGGUCCAAAAUAUGAUGGUAAAAGGAUGUGUUGAUCUCGAAUCCUGCCAUCAGAAGAAGGCAGGGUGGAGCGUACCCCAGGUGUCAGGUGGCAGUGGGUUGGAUGGGGUAGCGUGUCAGGCAACGUCUGCAAGCAGUAGGGAGAUGAGAUUGAACCGACAUUUUUAAAUAAGGUGUAUGCUUCCUAUUGGUUGAAAGUUGAUAAAUGGAAUUGGCCCAGUUGUUUCCUUUUGGAUAUACAGCUGUUACCAAUUAGCUGACUCUGAACAAAACCUUUGAAAUCUGAGUCUUUCUGGUUAGAACUUACAAUACGCUACAUUUCUUGAUAAUGGCACUGUGACUUAAAAUGUUGAUCAAUGAAA